Arachis stenosperma is the source of this 1567-nucleotide messenger RNA. RefSeq names its product probable receptor-like protein kinase At1g80640. The record is from RefSeq and is a predicted model, not a curated record. Gene Ontology annotation, biological process: protein phosphorylation. The coding region runs from base 31 to 1401 and encodes 456 amino acids. NCBI's taxonomy places the organism in Eukaryota, Viridiplantae, Streptophyta, Magnoliopsida, Fabales, Fabaceae. Gene Ontology annotation, molecular function: ATP binding; protein kinase activity. The transcript has 9 exons.
GUUCCUUUUCAGGCUCCAUCUUCAUUCUUCAUGUGUUGCAAUUCGUCAAAAGACACACAACAAACAUUGAAAAUGAACCCUGUUCCUAUGAUUCUCUCCAUGUUCCUGAUCCUCCUUCUUCACCGUGCAGUUGCACAAGCACAACACCACCCUCCUUUUCAUCCUCCUGCACCCGCACCUGCACCUGCACCUGUUCCUGUUUCUCAACCCAUUGCUCCACUUUCCACCUCCAAUCCCAUCCCUGCAGCUCUCUCUCCUGGAUUUCAGGUUGGGGAACAACAACAGCACCGAAAAGGUUCACACAACAAAACGGUGGUUAUAUCUGUGGCCGUAGCCACCGGUGCAGUUGGUGCAGUUAUUCUCGCUUUGCUAUGCUUCUGGAUUUGCCAUACCAAGCGUCCCUCAAAAUCAAACAAGAAGAAUCAAAGUCUUCACAUCUCAGAUACAGUGGAGAAAGGGCUCAUAGGAAUGAAGACGAUUGGUAUGAAAGGUUGUGCUCCAAUCAUUGAUUAUAAACAAAUAGAGAAAAGCACGAAUAAUUUUGACGAAAGUAACAUCUUGGGUGAAGGAGGUUUUGGAUGUGUUUACAAGGCUCGUUUGGAUGAUAAUCUUGUUGUUGCUGUUAAGAAGCUACACUGUCAAACUCAAAAUGCUGAGAGAGAAUUCGAGAAUGAGGUCCAAUUAUUGAGCAAAAUUCAGCAUCCCAAUAUAAUUCCUCUGCUGGCUUGUAGCAUUAAUGGGGACACCAGGUUCAUCGUUUAUCAGUUGAUGCAAAAUGGAUCCUUAGAAGCUCACUUACAUGGACCUACUAGAGGGUCUGCAUUGACUUGGAACAUGAGGAUGAAGAUUGCUCUUGACACGGCAAGAGGAUUAGAAUAUCUGCAUGAGCAUUGUCACCCUCCUGUCAUCCAUAGAGAUAUGAAAUCUUCCAAUAUUCUUUUGGAUGCAAACUUCAAUGCUAAGCUAUCUGAUUUUGGGCUUGCCAUAACUGAUGGGUCCCAAAGCAAGAAGAACAUUAAGCUUUCAGGCACAUUGGGGUACGUAGCCCCAGAGUACCUUUUAGAUGGAAAAUUGACAGAUAAAAGCGAUGUGUAUGCAUUUGGGGUUGUACUUCUUGAACUUCUGUUAGGAAGGAAGCCUGUGGAGAAACUGGCACCAGCUCAAUGCCAAUCUAUUGUCACAUGGGCGAUGCCGGCACUCACAGACAGAUCCAAACUUAGGAACAUUGUGGAUCCAGUGAUCAAAGAUACAAUGGAUGUCAAGCACUUAUAUCAGGUUGCUGCUGUUGCUGUUCUCUGUGUUCAGCCUGAGCCAAGUUACCGUCCUCUAAUCACUGAUGUUCUUCAUUCACUUGUCCCUCUUGUUCCCAUUCAUCUUGGAGGAACACUCAGAUCUCAUUGAAUUCAACCACAUUUUGCUUUCUUAAUAACAGAUUAAUGUAUACAUUGUAUAUAUAAAUAUACAAAGAGAUAAAAGGUUCUGUUGAUAUAAAUGAACGAUUCCAUCACAUUUAUUGCGAGAAUGCUUCAAUUAUAUGAACUCAUUGGCAACCGACACAGCAAAUAAG